Molecule: messenger RNA, 597 nt
Organism: Physella acuta
Lineage: Eukaryota; Metazoa; Mollusca; Gastropoda; Physidae
Source: RefSeq, a predicted model, not a curated record
AUGUUUUCAUCGGCAAUACUAGCAAGAGGGUUUGUUGGCUUCAAUCCUACAAUCAUUGAUGUCAAUGCCAAAGGCUUCUAUCCUACAAUCAGUGAUGUCACCGUCGAAGGCUUCAAUCCUACAAUCAGUGAUGUCACCGUCGAAGGCUUCAAUCCUACAAUCAGUGAUGUCACCGUCGAAGGCUUCAAUCCUACAAUCAUUGAUGUCACCGUCGAAGGCUUCAAUCCUACAAUCAUUGAUGUCACCGUCAAAUACUUCAAUCCUGCAAUCAUUGAUGUCACCGUUGAAGGCUUCAAUCCUACAAUCAUUGAUGUCAAUGUCAAAGGCUUCAAUUCUGCAAUCAUUGAUGUCACCGUUGAAGGCUUCAAUCCUACAAUCAUUGAUGUCAAUGUCAAAGGCUUCAAUUCUACAAUCAGUGAUGUCACCGUCGAAGGCUUCAAUCCUUCAAUCAUUGAUGUCAAUGUCAAAGGCUUCAAUCCUUCAAUCAUUGAUGUCACCGUCGAAUGUUUCAAUCCUACAAUCAUUGAUGUCACCAUCGAAUGCUUCAAUCCUACAAUCAUUGAUGUCACCGUCGAAGGCUUCAAUCACAGUCCUUGA